Dermacentor silvarum is the source of this 1007-nucleotide messenger RNA. RefSeq lists its product as uncharacterized. The transcript has 2 exons. NCBI's taxonomy places the organism in Eukaryota, Metazoa, Arthropoda, Arachnida, Ixodida, Ixodidae. Bases 81 to 971 code for a protein of 296 amino acids. The record is from RefSeq and is a predicted model, not a curated record.
AAGACGAUGACGCCGGCGGCGGGGCCGGGCGCGGCCGCUGCUGCACAGGCCAUAGCAGCAGCCCGCGAGAAAGAGAAACAAUGCCGGGGAUUCCGCGGCCGUGUUCACCGCGUCGCAAGUCACGAUCGGCGUCGGCGGAGCGAGAAAAAGCGCCUGUACUCGCGCAGGCCGCUGCCAAGCCCCAGCAUGCCGCCACCACAGGUCCCGUGCUCGUAUACCAGGUUGCGAAGCCGGCUCGCAGCGAGUCGUCGAGCCACGACCCCGUGAUCGUGUACCAGUACCCGAGAGUCCUCGACAGCCCGUCCAAGUCGCCGACGCGAGCUACCAGCAGGUCUUCGAGGAGCGGCCGAGCGACGCCUUCCCCUCAGACUUCACCUUCGCGAAGGGCAACCGUCUCUCCGGCCGAGGAGCAGCCGGAGCCGCAGUCGUGCUGCAUCAUGGACCGCAUCGAGAAGAAGUACCAGGAGUCGUCGAGCCAGCUGGACGGACAGCACCUGUACAUCGUUCUCUGCUUCCAGUCGGCCAUAGCCACGCUGCUCUUCCUGCUGUUCCUGUGCGUGCCGGUCGCCAUGAUCACGGUGGGCGCGCUCAACCUGUCCAACUGCCGGCUGAGCUAUGCGAUACCGCUCUGCCUGACCGUCGCCGGCUGUGCCUACCUGCUCAUACCGCUGCUGAGCGCCGCGCUUGACUGGAACGCCAGCAACAGCUACUGCCCAAUCAUGAUAUCGGUGCUGGUGGUGGUGGCCAUGGGAGCCUCAACCACGGGCUCCGUGUUCGUGUUCUCUGGCAUGUGGCCCUCCGGGAAGCCAGACGACCCCCGGUACUGCCAUCCAGCCGUCUACUACUUCUCGUUCAUCAUGUGGUCCACUUUCAUCGUGUUCAUACCCGUCAUGCUCGUCGUGUCCGUAGUGGUGUUCAGGAAGUACGGCAGGCACAAUGUCCACGCGGCCACGAUGCCGUCGCCUAGGUAGUGACAUUCCUGCCCUACCCGCUUCAUAUAAAGUGGA